Messenger RNA from Oreochromis aureus, 1114 nucleotides. Its product is annotated as inositol hexakisphosphate and diphosphoinositol-pentakisphosphate kinase 2-like. The transcript has 6 exons. Gene Ontology annotation, molecular function: 5-diphosphoinositol pentakisphosphate 1-kinase activity; diphosphoinositol pentakisphosphate kinase activity; inositol hexakisphosphate kinase activity. NCBI's taxonomy places the organism in Eukaryota, Metazoa, Chordata, Actinopteri, Cichliformes, Cichlidae. Gene Ontology annotation, cellular component: cytosol. Gene Ontology annotation, biological process: inositol metabolic process; inositol phosphate biosynthetic process. The record is from RefSeq and is a predicted model, not a curated record. The coding region runs from base 524 to 1114 and encodes 196 amino acids.
GCCUUUCUGAUUGGCUGAUUCACACGCUCAUCGGCCUAUGUCAACCUGAGAAAAAUAAAAAGAUUGGUUUCACAUGCAAACUGUCAAGGGACGGAAGAGAGCCGAUGGCAGUGGUAAAUCUUCCAGUAACACCGACUGUCAAGUUUGCGUACAAAUGGACGACGAGACCGUCGUUACACAAGUGGAGCUGUAGCUCAUUGCUGGAGACUGAAGUACGAGCGAGUUGUUUAACACGUGAGUUUGCUGAAUGAAGAAUGAAAUGCUCGAGUGAAGUCGUCACCACGGAGGACCGGCCUGGACCAUAAUUUCCUACAAAACCUUUUAUGCUGGAGUGCCCUUCGUUCAGUCUCGUCUUGCCGCUCUGCCUUGCGCACCUUCGUCCACCGGCUCUGCUGCGUCGCCCCGGCAGAGCAGUCCCAUCCCUCUCCCCAGGCCUCGCGCCCUCCCAUCGGCGGCCCGCUCCGGCGGCGUGUUGGUGUACGAUGGCGCGGCGGGAUGCUGAGGGCUGCCGUGGGGGACUGUGAUGUCAGAGCCCAACAGCCCGGGCGAGAGCCGGUGUGGCGCUCCCAGAUUCUUCGUGGGCUGCGAGGACGAUGAGAGCGAGGUCCUGGAAGAUAGCAUAAGGACAGAUAUGGAGCUGUAUGAGGACGACGAAGACACAGACUCGCCCCCAGAGCGACAGAUUGUCGUCGGGAUCUGUUGCAUGAUGAAGAAGUCAAAGUCCAAGCCGAUGACCCAGAUCUUGGAGAGGCUUUGCAAGUUCGAGUACAUCACUGUGGUCAUCUUCCCAGAGGACGUCAUCCUUAACGAGCCCGUGGACAAAUGGCCUCUUUGUGACUGCCUCAUCUCCUUCCACUCCAAGGGAUUUCCGCUGGAUAAGGCCGUGAGCUAUGCCAAACUAAGAAAUCCUCUGCUCAUCAAUGACCUGAAUAUGCAGUAUUACAUACAGGACAGGAGAGAGGUGUAUCGCAUCCUGCAGGAGGAAGGGAUUGAUCUACCACGCUAUGCUGUGCUGAACCGUGACCCCGAUAAACCAGAUGAGUGCAACCUCGUAGAAGGAGAGGAUCAUGUGGAGGUGAACGGAGAAAUCUUCCAGAAGACUGUGUUUUGUUGA